CGGAGAUGUCAGGAGGCCCCUCUUUCUCCCGGUGGCCUCGGUCUGCCCCAGAGCGGCCCGGACGGGGUUGCCCAAGACCCAAGGCGGGGGGCGGUACCGGGGUGCUGAAAGGGCGGGGGUGGGGGCAGAGGGGCUGCCCGGCCGGGGAGUCUGGAGCCUAGGGUGUCAGGAUCCCCCCUGCCACCAGCGACCUUGGACAAGUCUCUCCUCCUUUCUGGGUCUCAGUUUCCUUGCUGUCAGAUGGGAGAGACGUUGAGUCCCUCUCCCUUCUUUGACAGCCCAAACGCGGGCGGUUCUAGAAGGAGCCUGAGUUGAGUGGGAUCCAGACUGGCGUGGCAGGUACCUGCCUAUUCCUGGGCGUUAGGCAGUUGUUUUUUUUACCCAGUUUAGCCAUUCUUUUUCUCGGCGACGUUCUUAGAGCGAGUCAAGGCUCUGUGACUAGACUGCCCGGAUCUCGCCAGGACAGAAUGCUUUGACCUCCAAGCUGUUUUAAAUCUGGUAGAUAAGCCAGAUACUGUUCUGUAAGCCCUUGGCCCACACUGAAGUGGGAAUGCAGUUUUCUUGGAUGUCUGGAACUUUUUAGGCACCAGUCUCUGAAGUCCUGCUUGCUGGCCUAAGGACUAGACUACUGGGGUGGUUCACGAGCUGCUCAUCCGUGCAGGAUAACCACACAGCAAAAAUGUUUGCAAAACUGAAGAAGAAAAUUGCAGAAGAGACCGCUGUGGCUCAGAGGCCAGGGGGUGCUACUAGGAUACCACGGUCAGUGAGCAAGGAAUCGGUUGCCUCUAUGGGAGCUGACUCGGGAGAUGACUUUGCUUCUGAUGGAAGCAGCUCCAGAGAAGAUCUUUCAUCCCAGCUCUUGAGAAGGAAUGAACAGAUCCGGAAACUAGAAGCCAGACUUUCUGACUAUGCUGAACAGGUCCGAAACUUGCAGAAGAUAAAAGAGAAGCUUGAAAUUGCAUUAGAAAAACACCAGGAUUCUUCCAUGCGGAAAUUUCAAGAGCAGAAUGAGACAUUCCAAGCCAACAGAGCCAAAAUGGCAGAAGGACUGGCUUUGGCCUUAGCCAGAAAGGACCAGGAAUGGUCAGAAAAAAUGGAUCAGCUUGAAAAGGAGAAAAGGUUUCUGACAGCUCAGUUACAGGAAGUGAAGAACCAGAGUUUGAAUCUUUUCCAAAGGAGGGAUGAAAUGGAUGAAUUAGAGGGGUUCCAGCAACAGGAACUAAGUAAAGUAAAGCACAUGCUUUUAAAAAAAGAAGAAAGUCUGGGGAAAAUGGAGCAAGAGUUGGAGGCGCGAACCAGAGAACUUAGUCACACCCGGGAGGAGUUGAUGACCUCCAGUCAGAUGUCAUCAGACUUGAGCCAGAAGCUAGAAGAAUUGCAGAGACACUGCUCAGCGCUGGAAGAGCAGAGAGAUCAUGUGACAGCUUCAAACACAGGUGCCGAAAAUAAGAUCUCAGCCCUGGAGCAAAAGGAACAAGAGCUCCAAGCGUUCAUUCAGCAGCUUUCCAUGGAUUUGCAGAAGGCCACUGCUGAGACUCAAGAGAAGGAAAUCCUUAUCACCCAUUUGCAGGAGAAGGUCUCGUCCUUGGAGAAGAGACUAGAGCAGAACUUAUCAGGAGAAGAACACGUGCAAAAACUGCUGAAAGAGAAAACUGUUGCUGAGCAGAAUUUGGAGGAUACCAGACAGCAGCUCUUGGCAGCCAGAAGCAGCCAGGCCAAGGCCAUUGACGUCCUAGAGACUCAGGUGAAGGAACUCGAGCAGAGCUUGCUGGCGUCGGAGGAGAAGCUAAAGCACAGCAGGGAUGUUGCGGCGGCCCAGGAGGCUCGGAUUCAGGAGCUCGCCGCCGCAAACAGGGAGAGCGGCCUGACGCAGCAGCAGGCGCCGGCUUGGGAGCAGCAGGGCAUGGAGCGCGUCCGCACGCUGGAGGCCCAGCUCGCUGCCCUGGAGAGAGCGCGGGCGGCUGAGCAGACGGCCGCGGAGCAAGAGGUGAGACAUCUGGAGCAAGAAAACGCAGCCCUCAAAGAAAGUAAGAAUGAAUGUGAACGUUCUUUACAACACCACCAGCUUGAGCUGAAGAAGCUAAAGGAAGAAUGGAGCCAAAGAGAAAUCGUGAGUGUGGCCAUGGCUCAAGCCCUGGACGAAGUGCGGAAGCAGAGGGAGGAGCUCCAGCAGCAGGCUGCUGACCUCACAGCUGUCAUAGAGGAGAAGGAGCAGACUUUGCAGGAAAAAACUGAGGUGAUUCUCCAGAAAGAGCAGGAGAUUUUCCAGCUGAAGAAAGGUCACGACUCUGCCCUGUCGCAGAUGCACCAGCUGCAGAGUGAACUGGAGGCCCUGCAGAGCCUGAGGGCGGAGGAGGCCGAGGCUGCUGCAGCGGACGGCGUGCUGAGGCUGCCCAGCCCGGACCAGGGCUUGGUGCUGUCGGUGCCUGAGCCACACGUAACCUCGAGGGCCACGGGGGGCCCUGUGUACCAGCUUCCAGCAGCAGAGGGAAUCCCAAACGGCGAGGUGGGGGUCAUGGACCUAGAGCAGCUACAGAAGGAAAAACAGGACUUGGAGCAGCAACUUCUGGAGAAAAAUAAGACCAUAAAGCAGAUGCAGCAGAGGAUGCUGGAACUCAGAAAGACUCUCCAGAAGGAACUGAAAAUCAGGCCCGACAAUGAGCUCUUUGAAGUCCGGGACAAGCCUGGCCCUGAGAUGCCAAACAUGGCUCCUUCUGUCACGAACAACGCAGACCUGACUGAUGCCCGCGAGAUCAACUUUGAAUACCUGAAGCACGUGGUUCUGAAAUUCAUGUCCUGUCGGGAAUCUGAGGCUUUUCACCUUAUAAAAGCUGUGUCCGUGUUGCUGAACUUCUCACAAGAGGAAGAGAACAUGCUCAAAGAAACCCUGGAGUAUAAGAUGUCGUGGUUUGGGUCCAGGCCAGCCCCCAAGGGCAGCAUCCGGCCCUCCAUCUCCAACCCUCGGAUACCCUGGUCCUAGAUGGAGGUACCGACAGGCGGAGCGCCACGCGAUGACACUUUUUCUGUGAAAAGAACAGUGACACACCGGUCCGGGUGGGUUUUUAAUCACUGUAACUGCAGUAUUUUGUACAAGCGUCAAAACAUUGUUUACAAGACUUAAGGCCGCCUUCCCGGCAGACUGGC
Molecule: messenger RNA, 3144 nt
Organism: Lontra canadensis (Northern American river otter)
Lineage: Eukaryota; Metazoa; Chordata; Mammalia; Carnivora; Mustelidae
Gene: GOLGA1
Product: golgin A1
Exons: 23
Coding region: 680-2980 (766 amino acids)
Cellular component (GO): Golgi apparatus
Source: RefSeq, a predicted model, not a curated record